AACUCUACAUGGCUUGUAGACAACAUAUACAACUCAAGAAAGAUAGAAAAAAAAUCAUUUUUGAUUCUGAGAAACUAAACAACAACAAUAAUAUAUGUAAAUAUACUAAUAUGGCUUGCGAAGUCUCGCAGGAUGAUCAGAUUGGAGAAGCACUCUUAAUCGGGGUGGUAAGACAUGAGGUGAUGAAUGUGGCAGCCGAAGGAAAUGAAGACCCACCAGACCUUCCCGAAGCUCGACCAUUAAGCAACAGUCAGGACCAGAAGCUUGUUCAACAGUUGGCGGAGACCAUUAAAGUGAUCGGUGAUAGGCUCGAUCAAGAUCAAGCAUUUAAUGACAUGAUUGAUGGCUUAGUAAAAGUAGCUGAUAAAAGAAGUUUCUGGAAUCUUGUGGAACAGGUUUUCACAGAUGGCCAGAUCAACUGGGGGAGAAUUAUAGUGCUGUUCUAUUCAGUUGGAAAGCUGUCUGCAAAGAUGGUCCUCGCACGCUUGCCCAGAAUUGUUUCAGGUAUUCUGACCUUAAGUCUGGAUUACUUUAGGAGGAAUCUGUUGGAAUGGAUUCGCAAAGUGGGAGGAUGGAUGUACAGUAUCCCUGCACUGGCCUGUUUCUCCUUUGAGCAAUUUUCUGGCUCUUCACUGAGAAAAUAUUUUCCCUAUUUUGGAGCCGCGUUUUCCUUCACCUGUGGCCUACUGUUAGGUGGCUUCAUCUUCUCGAGACUUCAAAAGAGCUAAGAGAGAGAGUGGCGAUACAGCAACAGAAGUAUUAAGUCUGUAAACCUGAGAGAAACCAAAUCACAUAAACUGAUCUGCAGCAUGAUUUUGUAAUUUGCCACUUUUUAUUGUAUUAUGCCUUUAUUUUAUGCAUUUAUAUAUUUUGUAAGAUCAGGACAGAUUGUACAGCGAUAAGAACUGAGCCUAAGCUUUUUAUUAAUAAUUGUUAUAUGACAUAGAAUAGUGGUCUUCUAUUGUGUGUUUUGUCUACUCCCUUGGAAAAAUGUAAGUAUU
This is a messenger RNA of Rhinichthys klamathensis goyatoka, 1001 nucleotides long. RefSeq names its product BCL2 associated X, apoptosis regulator b (gene baxb). Gene Ontology annotation, biological process: extrinsic apoptotic signaling pathway in absence of ligand; mitochondrial fusion; release of cytochrome c from mitochondria. Gene Ontology annotation, molecular function: protein homodimerization activity; channel activity; protein heterodimerization activity. The record is from RefSeq and is a predicted model, not a curated record. Gene Ontology annotation, cellular component: mitochondrial outer membrane. The coding region runs from base 9 to 728 and encodes 239 amino acids. The transcript is spliced from 6 exons. Lineage: Eukaryota; Metazoa; Chordata; Actinopteri; Cypriniformes; Leuciscidae.